AUUUCUUAUUAACGUUGCGUUUCAACAUUGAUUUUUUUCAAAAUGAUGGAAGAUAAGUCACGGCGGUAUGAAAAAAUAGAGUUUUUAGGCGAAGGACAGUUUGCAACGGUUUACAAAGCAAAAGAUCUCAAAACGGGCAAUAUUGUAGCAGUUAAGAAGAUUAAAGUUGGCACCAGAGCUGAAGCUGCUGAUGGCAUUAACAGAACUGCUUUACGUGAAAUUAAACUACUACAAGAUCUUCAUCAUAAACAUAUUAUAGGGCUUCAAGAUGUAUUUGGACUAGGACAUCGUUCCAAUGUUAACUUAGUAUUUGAUUUUAUGGAAACUGAUUUAGAGAUCAUCAUAAAAGACCAAAACAUUGUAAUGACCCCGGGCCAUGUGAAAUCCUAUGUUCUGCAGACACUUCAGGGAUUGGAAUAUCUUCAUUUACAUUUUAUACUUCACAGGGAUUUAAAGCCUAACAACUUGCUGAUCAAUGAUAACGGAAUUUUAAAGAUAGGAGAUUUUGGAUUAGCAAAAUUCUUUGGAUCACCAAAUAGAGUCUAUACACAUCAGGUGGUCACAAGAUGGUACAGAUGUCCUGAACUUUUGUUUGGUGCCCGUCAGUAUGGAACAGGAGUAGAUAUGUGGGCUGUGGGCUGUAUUCUAGCCGAACUAUUACUCAGAGUGCCAUUUCUUCCUGGCGAGUCAGAUUUAGAUCAACUGAGUAGAAUAUUUCAAGUGUUGGGGACACCUACUGAGAAAGAUUGGCCAAAAAUCAAAGCAUUACCUGACUUCAUAGAAUUCAAGUCUUUUCCUGGAACACCCCUGAAAGAAAUAUUCAUAGCAGCAUCAGACGAUCUCCUUGACGUAUUGGCAGAGAUGCUCAAGAUGGACCCCAUACAGCGAUGCACAUCUACUGAGGCUCUAAAGAUGGAGUACUUCAGCAACAAACCUGGACCUACCCCAGGUACCCAGCUACCUCGACCUAACAGUAAUAAGAUCGUACCUCAGAAAGAGGAGAACAUGUCACUCAAAAGGAAAAUACAAGCACAAGGAGGUGGACUUAUAAAAAGGCUGCAGUUUUAGAAUUGUGAUACAUGUAUCAAGGAUAUAAAAAAAAACUACACCUAUCAAAGAAAUUCAUGCAUAUAAAGAACCAGUGCUCUUGAAUGGUUUAUCUACAUGCAGGAAUUUCAAACAAUGGAAUUCAUUCUGGAAAGAGAAUCUUGGAAUACCAUACUAGUAUUUAUUGUCUUAUUUUUCUGUUAAUACUGUAGUGCCAUUUUAAAAAUUAUAGUUGAACAAUGAUCUGAAACUCAGGAACGAGGGGUUAUAAAUGGCUUACAAUAGAACAUGUGUAAAAAUUGUUGAAAGUUAAAGGUGCUUUUUAACUUCGCUGCAAUUUCAAGUUUAUGAGAAUAUAUGUAUGAAAAAAAGAAAGAAGAAAAAUUUUGGUCACUGAUGUGUGAAUGUUGAGUGCUUCACAGAGUGUUUGUAAUUUCAGAGUGAAAGUUUGCUAAAUUGGUGUGAAAAAUAUGUGGUGCAUUUAAAAAUCAGUUGUUUUUGUUAUUGAGUUCACAAGUAUGUGGUUAUGAUUUACAAUGCUGUGAUGUGUUUUGUCUGCCAAGCAGAUUGUUGUUUAAUAGUUGUUAUGAAUGUGUGUUUGUACAGCGCGACAGGAUUAUAAACAUACCUAUUUAAGAUUUUCUAUUUUGAAAGCAAGUCUUUGCAUGACAUAUCCAUGUAUCAGCUACGGAUGCUGAGGUAUUAGUGUUUGGAUAAAUUAUUCAAAGGGAAAGUUAUUUUCUUAGGAAAAAAAUCUCUAGCUCUACUUUAAACUCUAUUGUACAUGUACCUUAAAACGUUUGUUUCUUCUCAAGGCAUCAUAGUGUAUUUAUUGACCAAAGUUUAGAAAUACAUGUAGACGAACACUUGAUAAUUAGUAUGUAAUAGUUAAAGUGAACUAACUUGUUAUGACUGUAUAUGCAUCAGUAAAAAUAACAUUAAAAAAUUCAAACACUUAU
Magallana angulata is the source of this 2006-nucleotide messenger RNA. Its product is annotated as cyclin-dependent kinase 7-like. Gene Ontology annotation, biological process: positive regulation of transcription by RNA polymerase II; protein phosphorylation. The record is from RefSeq and is a predicted model, not a curated record. The transcript is spliced from 11 exons. The coding region runs from base 43 to 1068 and encodes 341 amino acids. Gene Ontology annotation, molecular function: RNA polymerase II CTD heptapeptide repeat kinase activity; cyclin-dependent protein serine/threonine kinase activity; ATP binding. Gene Ontology annotation, cellular component: transcription factor TFIIK complex; transcription factor TFIIH holo complex; nucleus. NCBI's taxonomy places the organism in Eukaryota, Metazoa, Mollusca, Bivalvia, Ostreida, Ostreidae.